AUGACAAAACUGGACUGCAUUUUUGUUAUGGGUGUUUCGGGUUGCGGAAAGACGACCGUGGGUCAGAAGUUAGCCGAAACACUUAACGCCAAGUUUACUGAUGCAGAUGACUAUCAUUCAAUUGAAAAUCGCUUAAAAAUGGCAAAUGGAAUUGCUCUGAAAGAUGAGGACAGAUAUCCCUGGUUGCAAAAAAUUGCAGAAAUAGCUGCUAAUUCGACAGAUCAAGUAGUAAUUGCAUGUUCCAGCUUGAAGUUUAUCUAUAGACAGAUGCUUAGCAGUAAUCUUUCGAAGAACAAAUAUAUUUUUUUGUACCUUGACGUUGAAAGAAAUCAACUGGAAGAACGAUUAAAGAAUCGAAAAGGUCAUUUUGUCGACCAGAGGUUACUAGAUAGUCAACUGGCUACGCUAGAGCUUGUUGAUAAUGAGAGUAACUUUUAUACUGUUAACGGUAAUCACAGUGUCGAGGAUACUGUGAAAGAUUCAAUGGCUAUCAUAAACAGUCUUCAUCCAAUUUCAUGUUGA
Enterobius vermicularis (human pinworm) is the source of this 522-nucleotide messenger RNA. The record is from the annotation of a GenBank genome assembly. NCBI's taxonomy places the organism in Eukaryota, Metazoa, Nematoda, Chromadorea, Rhabditida, Oxyuridae.